Entrophospora candida is the source of this 1908-nucleotide messenger RNA. The record is from the annotation of a GenBank genome assembly. Lineage: Eukaryota; Fungi; Glomeromycota; Glomeromycetes; Entrophosporales; Entrophosporaceae.
AUGUUACAAAAACUUCGUAAUGUGACCACAUCAAUAGCAACAACCAUUACUAACACUAACACUAGUACAAAAUCCGAUUUUAAAAAAGAAAUUAAUAACAAUAGUAUUAAUAAUAGUAGUAGUGAUAAUCAUAAUAGUAGUAACAAGAGUUCAAUAAUAAAAAAGGCAAUGUCAAUGGACUCUUUAAACCAAAAGACAAUAUUCUCUAAUACUAAAAAAAGAAAUAUGAAAAAUGACUAUUUUAAAAGAUAUUCUGAUUCAUACAUGAUUGCUUUAAUUGGUAAACCAAAUGUCGGCAAAUCAACGAUAAUUAGGACUGGUCUUAAUAAUUUAGCACCAAUAACAAAUGUCGGAAAAGAAGAAAGUUUGGUGUAUGAGAUUGAUGUUGAUGAUCAUUCUUAUCCAGCCCAAGUGUUGGAAAUUCAAGAAAAUGAUUUACCAGAUAUUGAUGGAAUUUUAGUUUGUUAUGAUGUGACUUCAAGAGCAUCGAUUGCAAACAUAGCAUGGUUACUAAACGCGUUCAAAGAAUUCCAAGUACCGAUGAUAUUAGUGGCAUGUAAAGCAGAUUGUGAUGAAUCAGAACGUCAAGUUCCUACACAAUAUGGAGUAAAACUUGGUGAUUUAUUUCAUGUUGGAUUUGUUGAGUUGGACACAAGAACUGAAAAUGGAAUACAAAAAAUACAUGAUGUGUUCUCCAUGUUAUUAAGAUUAUCAAUAAGACAUUCAGAACUUCGUCAAAAAAUUUUAGGAAAAGAAAAUCAAAUAAUUGAUUCUUCAUCAGAAUCAAUAUAUUUACCUAGUACAAGUAGUGAUGCUGAAUCAGACCAAAAAUCAUCAACAAGUCGUCAUCAUAGAAGGGCUGCCAGUGACUUAAGUCAUGAAUCAAGAGGAAGAAAAAAAUUAUCUUCUUUGUCAAGAUAUGUCAGUACUAAAUACAAUAAUAGGUUUAACCCAUCUAAAACUAUCGAAAGAAAAUCACGUUCACCUUUAAAAAAAGUUUUGAGCACUGAUAAUGAUGGCCAAAUAUCAUCAUCAAUGAAAAAUCUUUCUCGAUCACUUCCAAGAUCAAUGACAUUCAAAAAUACACCUGCAAUUUCCAUAACACCCCCACAAACACCUCCAACCACUUUAAUAUUACCGCAAAUGUCAUUUUCUCCAAUUCCAAAUACUACAUCAACCACCACCUCACCAAACACAUUUUCUUCAUCACCAAAUAAACAUUUUAAUAAUCCAUCUUCAAAUUCUCAUCGUAAAUCAAUACUACCUUCGUCUAUUUUAUUACAAGUGAAUGAAGCUGAAGAAGAAAGAGAUGAAGUUUCAAUUAGAUCUGGAAAUAGUCGAGUAUCUUGUUGUAGUUACAAUUCAACUUUAAGUUCGAUGAGUGGAAAUAGUGAAAAUUCAUUACUAACUUGGGAAACAUUAUUCAUUGGAAAUGAAUCAUUUGAUAAAAAUUCAAACAAAUGUUCUGGAAGUCGUGGUAAUGGAAUGGCAAUUGAAGAUUUAAUUCAAAGAUUAACAAUUGGUAGUCAAUAUGGAACAGAUGAUAUUAGAGAUAAUAGGAAUACUACACAUGAAAAAAUUUGUAACAUUUUGUAUCAUUGGAUGACACAACAUCCAAAUGACUUGAUACAUCCACAAACAAGAAAUAUGUUACACGAAUUUCUCAAUAUCAUCACGAAUUGCGCACAUCUUUCCUAUUAUGCUAUAAUACUAGAACGUUUAGUAAAUGGUGGCCUAAAAACUAAAGCUUCAAAUAGUGCUAAAAAAGAUAGUGGAUUUGGUGGAUGGAUAUUUAACGGAGAUCAAGAAGGUUAUUUAUCUGAUAUGGUAAUAACUGAUGAGAAGUCAGAUGAAUUACUAUUAUUGUCACUAUCAUCAUUAAUACAAGAAAAAGAACAAGAACAAAAA